This is a messenger RNA of Candida tropicalis MYA-3404, 3240 nucleotides long. It is a transcript of the gene CRM1, whose product is annotated as exportin. Gene Ontology annotation, cellular component: cytoplasm; nucleus. The record is from RefSeq and is a predicted model, not a curated record. Bases 1 to 3240 code for a protein of 1079 amino acids. Lineage: Eukaryota; Fungi; Ascomycota; Pichiomycetes; Serinales; Debaryomycetaceae. Gene Ontology annotation, biological process: ribosomal large subunit export from nucleus; ribosomal small subunit export from nucleus; protein export from nucleus. The transcript has a single exon. Gene Ontology annotation, molecular function: nuclear export signal receptor activity; small GTPase binding.
AUGGAGGCAAUUUUAGAUUUUUCGAAAGAUUUAGAUAUUGCUUUAUUUGAUCAAGUUGUUGAUACUUUUUAUAAAGGAUCAGGUAAUGAUCAAAAAAAUGCUCAAUUGGUUUUGAACAAAUUUCAAGAACAUCCUGAUUCAUGGAAAUUUUCCGAUAAAAUAUUAUCAAAUUCAAGCAAUGCUCAAUCAAAAUAUAUCGCUUUGUCAUCAUUGAAUAAAUUAAUUCAAUAUAGAUGGAAAACUAUCCCUGAUAAUGAAAGAGUUGGUAUUAGAAAUUUCAUUGUCAAUAUGAUUAUUAGUCUUUGUGAUAAUGAACAGGAAUUUGAAACUCAGCGUGCUUUGAUUAAUAAGAUUGAUUUAACAUUAGUUUCUGUCUUGAAACAAGAAUGGCCACAUAAUUGGCCUGAAUUCAUUCCAGAAAUUGUCAUGAGUUCAAGAUCUUCUUAUAACGUUUGUGAAAAUAAUAUGAUUAUUUUGAAAUUACUAAGCGAAGAAGUUUUUGAUUAUAGUCAAGAUCAAUUAACUCAAGCUAAAGCUCAACAAUUGAAAAUUAGUAUGAAGAAUGAAUUUGAAAAAAUUUUUAAAUUAUGUUAUGAGAUUUUAGAUAAAACUACUAAACCUUCAUUGAUCAUUGCCACUUUGAACGCUUUAUUAAAAUAUAUUCAAUGGAUCCCUACUGAUUAUAUCUAUCAAACUGAUUUAUUGAGUCUUUUAUCUACUAAAUUUUUAGCUCCUGCUGAUACUAGAGCCAUCGCAUUAAAAUGUUUAACUGAAGUGUCAGCCUUACCGGGCGACAAUGAAAAAACUUUGAUUUAUUUCAAGAAUACUUUGGAACAAAUUUAUUCUAUUGUUCCAAUUACUACUAAUUUGAGGAAUUCUUAUAAAGUUGCUUCUUCUAAUGAUCAAUCAUUCUUGCAAGAUUUUGCUAUGUUUUUAUGUACCUUUUUGGGUAAUCAUUUACUUUUGUUGGAGAAACAUGAAGAAGCUAGAGAAUUGUUACAAAAUGCUUUGUAUUAUCUAUUAGAAUUAUCAAGAAUUGAAGAACGUGAGUUGUUUAAAACAACUUUAGAUUUCUGGUCAAGUUUUGUUUAUGAUUUAUUCAAAGAAAUGAGAGAUUUACCAAGUAGUCAAUUAUCUCCAAUGAUGCAAUUAACUUAUGGUAAUAAUUUCAGAGGUGGAUCUUCUGGUGGAGCACCAGAUCCAGCUGUUUUGGAAAAAUUCCCUUUGAGACAACAUAGAUAUGCAGAAAUUUUGUCAAAAUUAAGAUUAGUUAUCAUUGAAAAUAUGGCCAGACCAGAAGAAGUUUUGGUUGUUGAAAAUGACGAAGGAGAAAUUGUUCGUGAAUUUGUUAAAGAAAGUGAUACCAUUCAAUUGUAUAAAUCCAUGAGAGAAGUUUUAGUUUAUCUUACUCAUUUGAAUGUUGUUGACACUGAACAAAUUAUGAUUGAAAAAUUGGCUAGACAAAUUGAUGAAAGUGAAUGGUCCUGGCAAAAUAUCAAUACUUUAUGUUGGGCCAUUGGUUCGAUAUCUGGUGCCAUGAAUGAAGAUAUGGAAAAGAGAUUUUUAGUUAGUGUUGUUAAGGAUUUGUUGUCCUUGACAGAAAUGAAACGUGGAAAAGACAAUAAAGCAGUGGUUGCUUCCAAUAUUAUGUACAUUGUUGGUCAAUACCCUAGAUUCUUAAAAGCUCAUUGGAAAUUCUUAAAGACAGUGGUUAAUAAAUUGUUUGAAUUUAUGCAUGAAACUCAUGAAGGGGUUCAAGAUAUGGCAUGUGAUACUUUUAUUAAAAUUACCAUGAAAUGUAAGAAACAUUUUGUUGUGGUACAAUUGAAUGAAUCUGAACCUUUUAUUAAUGAAAUUAUCAAUAAUAUUCAAUCUAUAACAGAGGAUUUACAACCACAACAAGUUCAUACUUUCUAUGAAGCUUGUGGUAUUAUCGUUAGUGCGCAAAAUAAUAAAGAAGCCAGAGAUAAACUAUUGGGAGAAUUGAUGGCUUUACCAAAUAUGGCAUGGACAGCAAUUAUUCAACAAGCUCAUCAAGAUCCGGAAUUAUUAACCAAUACUGAUACCGUUAAAAUCAUUGCCAAUAUUAUUAAAACCAAUGUAUCUGUUUGUAAAGCUUUAGGACCUGGAUUCUAUUCACAAUUGGGUGGAUUAUAUGUUGAUAUGUUGACCAUGUAUAAAGCUGUUUCACAAAUGAUUUCUGAUUCUGUUGCUAAGGAUGGUAUAAUUGCUACUAAAACACCUAAAGUUAGAGGAUUAAGAACCAUCAAGAAGGAAAUUUUGAAGAUGAUUGAAACUUAUAUUAAUCAAGCUGAUAAUUUACAAGAAAUUGUUCGAGAUUUGGCUCAACCAUUAUUUGGUGCUGUAUUAGAAGAUUACAGUUCUAAUGUUCCAGAUGCAAGAGAUGCUGAAGUUUUAAGAUGUUUAACUGCAUUAGUUUCCAAGGCGGGACAUUUAAUUCCUGAUGGAGUGGUUUUGAUUUUACAAAAUGUUUUUGAAUGUACAUUAGAUAUGAUUAAGAAUGAUUUUGUUGAAUAUCCCGAACAUAGAGUUGAAUUUUAUAAAUUAUUGAAAGAAAUCAAUGCUAAAUCAUUCCAAGGAUUGUUGCAAUUAUCAGGAGAAGCGUUCCAAUCAUUGAUUAAUGCAGCUUUAUGGGCAUUUAAGCAUAAUAAUAGAGAAGUUGAAGAUAAUGGAUUAUCAUUAACAUUAGAAUUGAUUGAAAAUGUUGAAAAAUUGGGUGAUACACCAUUUACCAAAGCAUUUUAUGAGAAUUUUUAUUUCCAAAUUUUAUCAGAUACUUUGUAUGUUUUCACACAACCUGAUCAUAAAGCUGGAUUUAGAUAUCAAUCACAACUAUUGGCACAAUUGAUACAUUUAGUUCAAGAUAAUGUUAUUAAGAAUCCAUUAUAUACUCCUGACCAAGCACCACAAGGAACCAGUAAUUCUGAUUUCUUGAAGCAAUAUUUAUCACAAUUAUUAUCAUCUGCAUUUGCCAAUUUGCAACAAGAACAAUUGGUUAAUUUCUUGAAAGUAUUAACUAGUGUUUACAAUGAUUUAUAUAAAUUUAAAUCUAUUUUAAGAGAUUUCUUGGUUCAAUUGAAAGAAUUUGGAGGAGAUCCAACUGAUUAUUUAUUUGCUGAAGAUAAAGAAAUUGAAAAAGAAGAAAGAGCUAGAAUUCAAAGAGAAAAAGAUUUACAAGUUGGUGGUUUAAUUAGACCUUCUGAAAUGGAUGAUGAAUAA